UCUCAGUUCGGCUGGAUCUCGUUAUCUCUUUCUCUUCUCGCCUCUGUUGUCCCUCCUACCGAAACCACUUCCCGCCAUGCCGCCGCCGCCGCCGCAGCGUCCAGUCCCCUCCCCCGCUGGGCGGGCUAACCUAUUUUCCUGUCCUCCCCCUCCCCCUCCUAACCGCCACAAUCCCAAGAACCGCGCCGUCCCUCUACUUCCCCUCCCACCUCGCCGCCGCCACCCCGAGAACCAUCACGAGCAAUCUUUCCAAGAACAAGCGGCAACGCCGGCUCCAAGAACCACCCACACCAACCCCGCCUUCCGCGCACCCCACCUGCGUACCUCCUACCGAAAACCCGUGCCCCCAGCCGCAGCCACAGGCAAGGGCGAGACCCUCCUCAGAACCGACCCCACUGACGCCGCCGCCGGGCGCUCUGUCGUCGUAGGCCCUUCCGGUGUCACAUUCCGUCUCCCCGGUGCUCCGUUCGACUUUCAGUUCAGCUACUCCGAGGCGCCCCGCGCCGCGCCGCUGGCCAUCCGGGAACCCCCAUUCCUGCCUUUCGCCCCGCCGACCAUGCCGCGGCCGUGGACCGGAAAGGCACCUCUGCUGACCAAGGAAGAGAAGGCCCGGCGAAGAGGCGUGCGGCUGCACACGCCGCUUGGCCAGGAGCCGCCACGAACGGUGAGUCCGCACGGGAUCAUGAUGGAGGUGAGGGGGAGGAGGCAGCUGGACUUCGCCAGGGUGAGCCCCGGCGACGGAAGGAGCCGGGAGGAGGUUCUAGGGGAGCCACUCACCUCAGCCGAGGUGCGUGAGCUCGUCAAGCCUCAUAUGUCGCAUAACCGGCAACUCAACAUUGGAAGGGAUGGGUUGACCCACAACAUGUUGGAGAUGAUACAUUGCCAUUGGAGGCGCCAGGAGGUCUGCAAAGUGAGAUGUCGAGGAGUACCGACUGUUGAUAUGGACAACCUUUGUUAUCACCUUGAGGAGAAAUCAGGUGGAAAGGUCAUUAAACGAGUAGGUGGAGUUGUUUUCUUGUACCGUGGACGAAAUUACAACCCACACACCCGUCCUCGUUAUCCAUUAAUGCUUUGGAAGCCAGCCACUCCUGUUUAUCCAAAACUCAUCCAGCAAGCUCCUGAAGGACUUACAGUGGAAGAAGCAGCUGAAAUGAGAAGGAGAGGACAGAUUCUACUGCCAAUUUUAAAGUUAGCAAAAAAUGGAAUAUAUAUCAAUCUUGUAAAGGAUGUUCAAGAUGCUUUUGAGGGAAAUGAUCUGGUGAAGAUUGACUGCAAAGGUUUGGAACCAAGCGACUACAAAAAGAUUGGGGCAAAACUGAGGGAUCUUGUUCCUUGCGUCCUUUUGUCAUUUGACAAGGAGCAGAUAUUAAUCUACAGAGGCAAAGGAUGGAAAUCCAGAUAUUUGAAGCCUCUCACCCCCGUUCCAAAAGUUGAAAAGAACAAUCUGGCAGUGUCAUCUGUUGUGGAUAGCUCAGGUGAAUCCGCUGGUGCCAGCAACAAUGUGACAAUAAGAGAAGUAUUGAGACCCAGAAUGUUUAAACUGUGGAAGCGUGCAAUAGAGUCAUCCAUAGCAUUGUCGCUAGAUGACGAUGAAGCCAAUGCACUUGCACCUGACACGCUUCUUAUGAGGGUUGAGGAGUUCAGUAUCACAUCGCAGGCUGUGGAGCAUUCAUUCCCAGCUUUGCUCGUGGGCAAUGGUAAGGAGGGCCCUGAAGCUCUAAAUGAGCCUGGUGAUGGAAUCAUUAGACCCCAAGAAAAUCAGUUUGAGAAAUCACUUUAUGCCGGCAAUGAUGAUCACUUUGAAUACGACAUGCUCGAGCGUCUGGAGCCAUCAGCGCCACUGGGGUCAUUACUGAUCGACUCCGUCAUAGAGCAGUUGAACAGCGAGUAACAGCGAUAGAUGCCGUCAUUACUGGGAGUUCAGGCUAAAUGGCUAAUGAAGCUGUUGAAGCAUUGGGUAAUGAUCAAAAUACACCUGGACCGGCAUGCUCGCAUUGUAUAUCCAUUUUCCCCGUUCCUCCAAACUCUAGGCUGGAUGAUUGCAAAUGUGAUGAUUGUAGUCAGCAAAGAUACCCUUUUUAUGUAAAGGAGACUAGGAGAGCGAAACCAUAUCCAUGAUCAAUAUACCCUGUGAACAAAUGCAAGACGUUUUAGGUCACCGAAGUAGUUUGGUGCUGCUUUUUCUGAAAAUUUCUUAUAAUUCUGGAUUUGCCACGAAAA
This is a messenger RNA of Triticum aestivum (bread wheat), 2220 nucleotides long. Its product is annotated as CRS2-associated factor 2, chloroplastic. Bases 77 to 1891 code for a protein of 604 amino acids. Lineage: Eukaryota; Viridiplantae; Streptophyta; Magnoliopsida; Poales; Poaceae. The transcript is spliced from 6 exons. Gene Ontology annotation, molecular function: RNA binding. The record is from RefSeq and is a predicted model, not a curated record. Gene Ontology annotation, biological process: Group II intron splicing.